Chaetomium fimeti is the source of this 963-nucleotide messenger RNA. RefSeq names its product HSP20-like chaperone. The coding region runs from base 1 to 963 and encodes 320 amino acids. The record is from RefSeq and is a predicted model, not a curated record. The transcript has 3 exons. Lineage: Eukaryota; Fungi; Ascomycota; Sordariomycetes; Sordariales; Chaetomiaceae.
AUGGCGCAGAAAUGUGUUCAUCAAGGUUGCGGCAAGGAGUACACUGACCCGGAGGAGGUCUGCCGCUACCAUCCCGGCCCCCCGGUUUUCCACGAGGGCCAGAAAGGAUGGAAGUGCUGCAAGCCGCGCGUCCUUACUUUUGAGGAAUUCAUGACCAUUGAACCCUGCACCGAGGGGAAGCACAGCACCACCGACCUGCCACCCAAGGUUGAGAAGAGGGAAGCGGACCCGGCCCUCCUCGCGGCCUCGAACCUACCCCCGCCCCCGCCCCGUGCGCCCGUUGCCGCACCUCAGCACGUACCCACACCUCCGCCCCCGCCUCCGGAGUCCGAGGAUGACGACGAAACCGCCGAGAUUCCCGAUGGGCGUCUGUGCAGACGCAAGGGCUGCGGUGCCACCUACAAAAAGGGAUCCAGCAGGGAAGGGGAGACAUGUGUACACCACCCCGGCGUUCCCAUCUUCCACGAAGGGAGCAAGGGCUACGUCUGCUGCAAGCGUCGCGUCCUGGAGUUCGACCAGUUUAUGAAAAUCGAGGGCUGCAAAACAAAGAAUCGGCACUUGUUCGUCGGAAGCGGAUCCAAAAACGCCGCCGGCAAGGGCCCGGCGGGUUCCGGUGGUGAAGAACUCCUUGAGACGGUCAGGCAUGACUUCUACCAAACCCCGACUGCGGUGAUCGCGUCAUUCUUCCUCAAAAAGAUCGACAAAGAGGCAGCCAAGGUGGAUUUCGAGGAACAGGCGCUGGUGCUGGACUUGCCCACGACGGACGCCCCCGUACCAAAGCGGUACAAGGCGCAGGUGCCGCUUUACGGUCCCAUCGAUCCUGCCAAGUCGACCUUUAAGAUUUUGGGCACCAAGCUCGAGGUGUCACUCGCCAAGGCAGACGGCAGCUCUUGGCCGGUUCUUCGCAGCGACGACCGUCUCACGGGUGAAAUCCUCCAAAUUGGCCGAGCCGGAAGGGCCUGA